AUGAACAGGAACUACGACUACCUCCGUGAUGCUGAGCCUGAGGAGUGCCUCCUCCGGGCUCGUGUCUUCGAUUCCAACACUGAAGGACACAUCAGUGUUGAUGUUGGCCACAAUUAUGGAGUAGCCAACUACCUGGAAUAUGCCAACCUCGCAUAUGAAAACCCUUUCGACGAACGGGUCGUUGGAAGCCAUUUCAACUCAGACCGUUUCGAUCAGCCCACCCUCUCGUUCCCCGAUGACCCCGUUUACUCCAAGGAGCACAACCUGGCCGAGGAGCGUGAUAUCAUCUUCCACGCAAUGGACCUCGACCCCCACAACCACGAAGAGACCUUCGGCCCUCCGGACACUGCCUUUGAGGAGUGGCUCGAGACCAUGAUGCCAAAGGCUCUGAACGUGGUGGACAAGAGUGGUUUGUUCGAACAACUCCCUCAAGCAUACGAAAACGAGAUCUCCGCGUACGAGCAUGCGGAGCCCACCAAGGAUGUCCCCAAUAUCGACGCCCUCCCCCUCAACUCUGCGUCCGUCUCCCCCUGCCAGUCCGUCUCCGAUCUCUCUGAGACCGACGUUGGCGGCCACAAGCAGAAGGUCCUCUGGGGAGAGAAUGGUCUGCUGGGCCUGAAGGAGGAUGUGCCUUCGGUUGGUGCCCGCCGCAAGUCGGGGCUGAUCCGGACCAUGACCAAGAAGCUGAAGCACCAGCUUACCGAGAUGGUCGACGAAUCCAACAACGGGUUGAAGCGCAAGUCGUCGUCUUCGGUGUCUACUACUGCGCCUGGGAGCUCGGCCGCCUCCCUCGUCACCUCCAUGAGCUCCACCCUCCAGGCCAAGCUCUACUCGGAGCUUGAAGUCAUGAUUUGCGACACCGCAAAUGGCUUCAUUCUCCAGCAGUACUACGAUGGCCGUGUCUCCCAGCAGUCCAUCAACAAGGUCAACACGGCCUGGAACGCCAAGAACAACCACCAUGUGGCUGAAUUCCGCUUCGACCAGGAGACACAGCGGAAGCUCAUCUUCGCUAACCGUCGCGCCAUGGAGUUCACCGGGGACUCAUCCCGCUUCCCAAUUCGCCUUCAGACCAACCUGCAGAAUUGGAAGAAGAUUGCUCACGAGAUGAGCAUCCGUACCUUCUGCUUGCCAGAUAGCGCGAUCCGCAAGCACCUCUACGACCUUCGCCAGGUCAUCGACAUGAUGAACCCCUCUCUGGAAACUCUUCGCGCCUUCCGAGAUCUCUGCAAUUGGGCUCAGGACCAGAUGCUGGACAAGGUGACCGCCGCCCGCCGCCAAAGCGAGGCCCGCUUGAGGAAGGGUCCUCAUAGCUCCUGGUCUUCGCGCAACUCGCUUUAA
This is a messenger RNA of Penicillium subrubescens, 1338 nucleotides long. RefSeq lists its product as uncharacterized. The transcript is spliced from 3 exons. The record is from RefSeq and is a predicted model, not a curated record. Bases 1 to 1338 code for a protein of 445 amino acids. NCBI's taxonomy places the organism in Eukaryota, Fungi, Ascomycota, Eurotiomycetes, Eurotiales, Aspergillaceae.